Copidosoma floridanum is the source of this 777-nucleotide messenger RNA. RefSeq names its product vacuolar protein sorting 33B (gene Vps33B). Lineage: Eukaryota; Metazoa; Arthropoda; Insecta; Hymenoptera; Encyrtidae. The record is from RefSeq and is a predicted model, not a curated record. Gene Ontology annotation, biological process: vesicle-mediated transport.
AUGAAAAUAAUUUUCUAUUUGCAAAAAACAACGAAAACCAAACAACAGCUUGAAUUUCAUAUUUCUGCAUGUGAAGCUGCGGUAAAUGCCCUUGCUUCUAAAUUUGAAGAAUUACAUUCCAUUGAAAUUUCAAUUCUCGAAUGUAAUAGAAGAUCUGAAUGUUUAGAUUAUAUUUUAAAAAACAUUGAUGAUAACCCAAAUCAAAGUCUUAGACUUUUUUCGUUACUGUCAAUAACAAGUGACGGUGUAACUAACAAUGAAAUAUUGCCGUUACAAAAAGCUCAUUUACAUUUAAAUGGGUAUCAACAUAUACCUCUUUUUUAUAAAAUGGAAACUGCAGGACUUUUGAACAUUAAAACUGAAAAUGUUCUGAAAAAAUUACCAAACUGGACAAGCAAAUGGACAGCUAAUGCGAAACGUCUUAAAUUACUUCCUAGUCCAUCAAAACCCAUUGAUUUGAAAGGACCGACGUGUCCAAGUUACGUUUUCAGUGGAUCUUAUAUACCAUUAAUAGCUCAAAUUUUAAGUACCGUCAAUUCACAAAUAACCGAUCAUAAAAGCUUUGAAGAACUAAGUAACCUGGCAGGAUCUUUUUCUACUGGAAUCCAAGGACCAAUUCAUCCGCCAACUGUAGUAAUUUGUGUAGUUGGUGGAAUAACUGUCAGUGAAAUAUCUGCUUGUAGGCUUAUAGAAAAAGCAGCUGGAAUCAAGUUGGUAUUGACUUCAGACUGUAUUCUAACAGGAAGUAAAAUCAUCGAAAGCUUGCAAAAUGUAUGA